AUGGAUAAAAUCAUCUUAGAUUUACCAUAUUUAUCGAAUUUGACUCAUUUAACUUUCGAACAAUGUUAUUUUGCAUCACAAAAUACUUUAGAAAAAACCUUCACUUAUGGAAAUUCAAUUUGGAGUUUACCACAACUUAUUUAUCUUUGUUUUAAAGUGAAUUAUAAAUAUCGACAAUCACAUCAUAUUGUUGAUAAAUAUCGUCGAGAUAAUGGUAUUUGUAUUCGUACAUCAGUGACUUCUUCUACAUUGAAAUGUUUGUCAAUCAUCGGUGUGACAUCCUGCUCUGUAGAUUUGAUAGAGUUACACAAACAUACACCACAUCUUCGACGUCUUUCAAUUGAUGAAUACACAGUUACACAGAUCCCUUCCCAUGCAAUCAUGCCGCAACUAACCACAUUGAUAAUAUCAUUCUGUUUAAAUUAUACAUGGCAUCGUCCUUUCCCGGAGCUGUUAAGAAAUUUACCUAAUUUAAUUUAUUUGAAAUUAGAUUACGACUAUGAAUAUCCACCUAUGGAUGGAGGAGGUUGGGAACGACUUAUCCGUAAUCAUUUACCAAAACUUCAACGAUUAGAAUUUAGAAUGUUGCAAUCUAUGUCUGAUUCUGAAUACUCAUCAGAAGAGGAACAAAUUGAUAGAAUAUUAAACUCUUAUCGAAGUGAUUUUUGGCUUGUUGAACAUUCCUGGUUUGUUCAAUUCGAUUGGAUUCCAGGCAAGUAUUACGGAUAUUUGUAUACUCUACCGUAUGCUUUCGAUAAAUUCCAAAUAUUGGCAGCGACUCGUUCAAAGUCAACCUCUCCAUUGAAUCCCAAUGAACAUUCAUAU
This is a messenger RNA of Didymodactylos carnosus, 825 nucleotides long. Lineage: Eukaryota; Metazoa; Rotifera; Eurotatoria; Philodinida; Philodinidae. The record is from the annotation of a GenBank genome assembly.